GCAAGGUGCUCCAACUUGGCCCGAAUCUCGCUGUAAGGAAGCACUAUGAGACAGACACCUUGGCCUCAAAAGAACGUUGUGGCUCAGAUGCCAUGAAUGAAGAGACAACUAUAGGGUGAACUGUCUAACUGGUAGCUUUCCAGCUUAAUAUAUAUUUUAAUGGCGCUCGGGGCCUCAUACAUUGUUUUCACUCACCCCUCUUCUUACAAAGUCGCGAUCCAACCGAACCCCAGCUGGCCUGGUACACCUGGCCUGGGCUAGCCCGAGUGGACGACACGCUUCCGGUCGAUGCAUAUACGCCUGAACUCGAUUCAAUAUGCAACCGAAUCGAGAAGGCCUUAGGUUGGCAACGGUGUUGCUGACCGCUGCCAAUAUCGUCAUUCCCAUCGCGAUCCUAACUUUUGCAAAGGGUUUCUUUCCAUACAAACCAUCGCUGCCGGGAUUGUCCAAGUAUGAGGAUGUCGAACUGGGACUAGGUCCUCCCCCGGAUGCACCGUUUGACAGGUUAAUUUUCAUGGUGGUGGACGCAUUAAGAAGCGACUUUGUGUUUUCUGAAGAAUCUGGGUUUGAAUUUACACAAUCACUUAUACGCAAUGGCAAUGCCAUCCCAUUCACGGCCCAUGCAACCUCUCCUACGGUGACCAUGCCUAGGAUCAAGGCAAUUACCACCGGGUCUAUCCCAUCCUUCCUUGAUGUUAUUCUCAACAUCAACGAGGGUGACGAAAGCUCAUCACUGGCGUCUCAAGACACCUGGCUUGCGCAGAUGAAGGCAAAGGCCACGGGCAAGCUUGUCAUGCAUGGAGAUGAUACAUGGCUAAAGCUGUUCCCCGACACCUUUGACCGUGCAGAUGGUACUUCCAGCUUUUUUGUGGCUGACUUUACCGAAGUGGAUAACAAUGUGACGCGUCACAUCACUCCAGAACUGAACAACGAAGACUGGAACACACUGGUCCUGCAUUAUCUUGGUCUGGAUCAUAUCGGACACAAAGGCGGUCCGAGGAGUCCUUAUAUGCUUCCAAAGCAGCGCGAGAUGGAUCACGUCGUUAAAGAGAUCUAUUCAGCUAUAGAAUCUCAGCCAGCUCUUCAAUCCACGGUGCUAGUUGUCUGCGGAGACCAUGGCAUGAACGACGCCGGUAACCAUGGAGCCUCUUCCCCUGGAGAGACCUCCCCGGCACUUGUCUUCAUGUCCCCGAAAUUUAAAGCGUUGCAGAACAGCUACACCGCCCCAAUGCCUUACGAGGAGGACUUUAGCUACUACAACGUCGUUGAGCAGUCUGAUUUGGCUCCGACAUUGGGAGCUCUCCUUGGCUUUCCUGUACCCAGGAAUAACUUGGGUGCAUUGAUUCCCGACUUCCUACCAUUUUGGCCUUCCCGUAGAGACAAGACCCAACUGCUACUGCGCAAUGCGCGCCAGAUUUUAGGCAUCGUUGAGGCUACUUAUGGAGACAAACUGUUUACUAGCAGUCUUCCAGACGAAAUAUGUGUUCAUGGAAAGUCAGCAAUGGGGGUUUUAGCCUGCGAAUGGAAGAAAAUCCUCGAAACUGCAGGUGACGAAGUGACCUCUGAUCGCGAGUUCGAUGCUGAAUGGGUACCUCGCACUGUCGCUUGGCUUCGCGAAGCGCAGGGCAUCAUGAGCAGCAUGGCCAGUAACUACGACAUGCAGAAGCUCAAGCUCGGCCAGAGCAUGUCUGUGGGAGCAAUUGGUCUCACUCUUGGAGUGCCAUAUCUUCUCGGAGAUGAACCACGGUCCUACAUUCCGUUGUCUUUGAUCAGAGGGCUCUACAGCAUUAUGAUGUUUGCAAGCAGCUAUGUGGAAGAAGAACACCAUUUCUGGUACUGGUUCACCACUGCCUGGCUUGCAUACAUCGGAUUCAGGCGGCUUUAUUUUGGCAGUGCAAGGCUUUCAGCCGGCGAGAUCGUGUCCAUCAUAGUAGGUCUGCUGGCAAUGAGACUACUGAGAAGCUGGAACCAGACAGGCCAAAAGUUCGCAGGCGAUCCGGACAUUGUCAAGAUCUUCCUGAAGCCAAGCCCGACACUCCUUUGGACCUUGAUCCUCGUCACUUAUUUCUGGAUUUACCGCGAGCUGCUCAGGGGCUUCAGUGGUCUGCCAACACCCAUCAACAUCACGGGAACCACCACAAUUGUCCUAGCUGCCUUGUCCUUCAAGUUGGCAUUUACAUAUGAAGAAUCCCCCGAGAUCGUACCUGGUUUUGCCCAGACACUACUCAAGUUCACUGCAGGCGCAUCACUAUUGAACCGCGCCCGUGCUGUAUUUUUUGGCCUGGCCGUUGGCGCUACCUGGGUGAUUUUCUCCAUGGUCACCAAGCUUGGUCGGUCAAACAAAGCCACAGGCUCCGCAACGCUACACCACCUCUUUACCCUCUUUGCCAUGACGCAGUCCCGCGCCACCAACGUGCCCCUAUUUCUCAUUCUCGACGUCAUCUUUAAAUUCAUCAGCUCCCAGCCUCUGACACCAGAGGAGCUGUCCACCACGACACUCCUGCUCCAGUUUGCCACAUUCUUCGCCUUUGGAGGCACAAACUCCAUCUCGUCCGUCGACCUAUCGAGCGCGUACAAUGGCAUCUCGGACUUCAACGUCGUCGCCGUCGGCAUCCUGACCUUUGUCGGCAACUGGGCCGGUGCCGUGUAUUGGACCUUUGCGACCAACACGCUCCUGCUGCGCAAGACAAAGGCCGGCGCCGACCUCGUCUUCUCCCGCCACGUCACCGUGCUUACCAUGUUCACCGCCGCCAGCGUCGGCGCCAUCAUGGUCGCCUGCACCGUGAUGCGCACGCACCUGUUCAUCUGGACCGUGUUCUCUCCCAAGUACCUAUACUGCAUGGCGUGGACUUUUGGGCAGCACUUGGUUGUUAACGUUGGUCUCGGUGGGCUGUUGUACUGGCUGUGCUUGCUUUGAGUCUAGUGAUCUGGGUGUGGCAGUUUUCUUCUCUUGGUUUUAUGUUGACCGGACUUUUUUAUGUACAUUAGAAUUCAUAUCUAGAUUUCAUGUUUGAUAGGUAGUUUACAGAUCUUCAACGAACUCAAAAGAUAAACCGAGAAAAGGAAAAGGUGGGCCAAAAAGUGCGGGUUGUUACGAAGCAAGAAGGUAUUUAUACCAGACUAGCCGGACCAAAACACUAGACAAACUACUUGGCUGACCCGACCUGACUAUCGCUUUCCUUUCCGUA
This is a messenger RNA of Pyricularia oryzae 70-15, 3188 nucleotides long. RefSeq lists its product as uncharacterized. The coding region runs from base 317 to 2917 and encodes 866 amino acids. The transcript has 9 exons. The record is from RefSeq and is a predicted model, not a curated record. Gene Ontology annotation, biological process: GPI anchor biosynthetic process. Gene Ontology annotation, cellular component: endoplasmic reticulum membrane. Lineage: Eukaryota; Fungi; Ascomycota; Sordariomycetes; Magnaporthales; Pyriculariaceae.